Vitrella brassicaformis is the source of this 3451-nucleotide messenger RNA. The record is from the annotation of a GenBank genome assembly. Lineage: Eukaryota; Vitrellaceae.
GGGGGGGGGGGGGGGGGGGGGGGCCAACACGGACAUGCACAGAGGCACCCAUUCCCGACACGUAUGGAUGAUACGUGCUGUGUCACUUGGCAUUGCCCCGCACCCCCUCUCCCCCCCUCCCCCAUCGUACUGUCGGUCUAUCGCUUGCUAUACUUAUUUAUUUCAUCGUACUCUAUGAUUGCGUAAGCAGAGACGUUCGACAUGUCGUGCAUGCGUGACAACGCAACCACCUACCUGUAUUUGUGUUAUCUCGCCACUCUCUGCCUGCGUACUCUCCCUCUCCCCCUCCCCCUGCCCAUCCCCAAUGCACUGCCGUCAGGUGGUUUUUGCCCCAGCAGACUCACGUGCGCGUGUGCAUGUUGUCGUGUCGACGGUCGGUGUCUUUUUCUCCAUGAUUUCACCCAUCCUUUCGUAUCACCCCGCCCUAUCUGCCCAUCCAUCCAUACACAAUGACACUGACUGACUGCUUGUCGACCUGCCUGCCUGCCUGCCUGCCUGUCCGCCCACCUACCUACUUGGCUUGACUGACUUCUCUGUCUGUCUGUCUGUCUCGAUUUCGCUUUACAAAGGCCGUGUAGCAGUACAGGGGUAUGGGGAUCACUCACUCACUCACUCACUCACCAAAAGGCAUCACUGAUUCGUGGCGACCUCGUGGCGCACAGGGUGUGGCUCCGUAUCACAUUCUGCCAUCAGGGGCGGACAUGCAGGCCAUAUCGGGGCUUGCCCCAGCUGCAUGUGCGGUCCUGAAUGGAUGGAUCUGACAGGGAGCGCUCACUGGGGUCACGAUUCAUGACGCCUGCGAGCAGUUGCAUUUAUGUGUUUUGCGAACAUGUAUUGACCGCUUCCAUGCAGUGCAAUUGCCUGAUUCGUUUGCCUCCGAAAUACAAUCACCUUCCCCACAUCGGAGGGUACUGGCGUUGUCGGCAAGGCCGCGCCGGCUAGGACGACUUGGCCCCCCGCGCAUGGGCAUGCAUGCGCUUUCUCCCGAGUCCCUAUGCUGCGAUGAGGCUAUCCUCUGCUGCUGUAGGCAUCACCCUUCACGCACAUGCAGUAUACUUCAGCCGGUGUGCAAAGGCGUCCGAGGCCUCACCUCUUCGCCUCAUUUUCACCUCGUGAAGCCAACGAUGACUGACGAGGUGGCGACCAUCGCCGCAAUAAGACUGCGGGAAGGCCCCCAGGCUGCAUUUACGUCUCAAGGUAUUUACCUUGCAGCUGCUGAAAGGAGGCCUCCUCACAUUGUUCUACCAUGUUUCGGCGGGUGAUUCCAGCAGAAACGGCACUGCCCUUCCUCAAACGAGAUCUUUCUGCAGCCAAGUACCUCAAACGAGAUCUUUGGCCUCUCCCGAUGGUUGCCCUCCUGGCUUCCCUCUUCGCCGCUCUCCUGGUCCUCAACUCACUGAUCCUCAACAAACACAGGAUGCAGCACGGCAAAGGCAAACACGUGAAAAUGCAGCCUUCUUAUCCCAGGCCUGAUGCCUCCUCUCAAGCAGCGAGGACGGUGACCAAUUCGCCGGAUUAUGGGCCAGCGGACAGGCGGCCUCCGGGGUAUGGGGACGACAAGAAGGUGUUUUCCCUCGCACCGUCGGGCCUUUGGGCGGGCAAGUGCCGAUACUGCAGGCUCCGAGUGCAUCACUAUUUGCCCUUCAGCCCGUUUGUUGAUUUCCUGAAGCGACAAUUCGACACGGUCAGGUUCGAUGUGGCCGCUUCCUGGAUGCUGCUACCGCCUCUAUGUGCCGCUGCCAAUGAGGAUGCGGUCGCGUUGUGCCGUUCUCUCACCCAUCAUUCUACCUCUAUGUGUGGAAGGACAAUCGUGUCUUUCUUGGCGAAGCCAGAGGGCCAGAAACAGACGAGAACUUUCCCUUGCGGAGCUGCUUUGUUGUGGAGAGGGCCGUCAACGGUCAAGCCGGUUUGUCCUUCCGCAAUCUGUACAAGAAGGACCACUACCUGGUCCAUGCGAAACAGAAGGAGCUGGGCUUUGCAAGUCUUAAUGCGACUGACACGGCCUUUCGCGAGGCCGCUUCCUUCUCUCGCCUGCCUGCACCCCUGCCGCCUUCCCUUCUGGCCAAUGCGUCGCUGGCUCGGGCGCUCAUCACUCCUUCAUCUGGUGCCGACAUGCCGGCACACGUGAGGAUUGUUGCCUUGUACAGCGUCUCGUCGCCUGGGUCCGCCAAUACACACCAGGACAUGCUUCUCCAGCAGUACGUGAGGAGUGCUUUGGCCACGAUGCAGCCCAGAAGGCCUUACGAAGUGCGAACCAAGAUUAUCGAUGUCAGGGGUGAUGGAGCUUUCAGGUGCGCAGAAAGACAGGGAGCGCAAUCUGAUGUUUCCUGUGCUGAUUAGGACGUCUUCAUGGUAUGAUGCCAUCCACGCUCAGGCGACACUGUGGGCGCAGGUCGCUGAGCAACACAUGCAAACAAGCGCAUCCGACAGCAGAGUGGCUGCCGCCAUUGUAAGCCCUCGAACACGCAUCUCCCACUGCCGUGCCCAAUGCGUGUGUUGUGUUCAUGCGCAGGUGGGCUCUGAUAUCGACGUGCAGUUCUUUCCUCGCUGGCAGCGGCACGUGGAAGGCUGUCUCGCUCACAAUGAUGUGUGCUUCCAGCGCGAGAGGCCACUCAACACGGGAUUCUUUGCCAUGAGGUGCACAAACGCGACUCUCGCUUUCUGGCGGGCGGUGAGAGACAUGGUGCUGUCUUAUCCUGGGGGGCGCUUCAACCAGGUACAGGGUCACACAGGAGGCAUGAUGAGCUUUUCUGAUUCUUUUCUCCUCUGCAGUUUGCCAAAGUGGUUGCGUCUUCCCACCCUGACGUCUCCAUUCCAUGGACCACCUUCCCAUACGAAAUCGUACACUCAGGAAAGGUCAGCCAGCGAACAGAAGAGUCGAAACAGAAACCGUCUUUGCUCUCUUUGUGUCUCAGAAGUUCGCCUGGCCGUCGAUGGUUGUGCAUCACGCUGUUGCAGCUGGCCCGCCAGAGAACAAGACAGCUAUCCUGCACGAUGUGCGCAGCACUUACUUCCACACGUGAGCCGAGAGAAGCGGCGUGCAAGCAAGCCUCAUGGCGUCUUUCCUUUAUGCAGGCAAAACUAUCGAGAAAGCGAGCUGCGGAAGCUGCGCCAGUCCCAGCCCUAUGUGCGUCAGGUGGCUGGCAGCAUCUGCGCGUAUGGCCUGGGGCUGACGAAUGGGCACUCUCGCCUUACUGUGAAUGGAAGCAGCUCAUCAAGAUGUCCCACGUUCGACGGCAUGGUCGAAGUCAUUUGAUGGGCCAGUUAAUGGGGCGAGAUCUCGAAAUUCGUGCGUGCGUCUGUGUGUUUGUGUCUGCGUGUUUAUGGGCAGCUCCGUGUCAGCAUAGGCUGUGCGUGGGAUGGAAACACUGAUCAAAACUGAUGAGCGUCCUUGCUGGUCCUUGCUGCGUCUUUGCUGCGCGUGGGUGCGCGUGGAGCACAGCACCUGAGC